This is a messenger RNA of Megachile rotundata (alfalfa leafcutting bee), 4588 nucleotides long. RefSeq names its product enhanced level of genomic instability 1 (gene elg1). The record is from RefSeq and is a predicted model, not a curated record. NCBI's taxonomy places the organism in Eukaryota, Metazoa, Arthropoda, Insecta, Hymenoptera, Megachilidae. Gene Ontology annotation, molecular function: ATP binding; DNA clamp unloader activity; ATP hydrolysis activity. Gene Ontology annotation, cellular component: nucleus.
UACUUACUGUGGUUUUGGUUAGGAGAGACAAGGACGGUAAAUAGGAUGUUACGAGAAAACACGCAUUCUCCCAUCCCAAACGACUCUGCGAAGAAGUAAUAUUUCGACAUGAUUUCUUUUGCAUACUACUCUCAGAAGUUUAAUCUAGGUCGGUCUCGGAGCCGAUUUUGCAAUUUUGUCCAAAACAAUUUUAUGCACUGAAAACUGACAUUUCUUAUAGAAGAAAAUUUUUCACGUCCCAUUUUUCCAAAAUCGGCCCCGAGAGCGACCUAGAUUAAACCUCUGAGAGUAGUAUGUAAAAGAAAUCAUGUCGAAAUAUUACUUCUUCGCAGAGUCGUUUGGGAUGGGAGAAUGCGUGUUUUCUCGUAACAUCCUAUUUACCGUCCUUGUCUCUCCUAACCAAAACCACAGUAAGUAGACAGAGAACAUUCGACGAACUUCACACCGCUCGAUCUAGUGAAUUUCACUACUCUUUUAUGGUCAUCGAUAUAACAAAAUACAGACGCGCUGCAAAUGGCCUGGUCGCCAUAUUGAUGAUAACCAUUUAUUUACGCGUGGUAAUGAAGGAUGAAAAACAUAACGCAAUAUUUUAUGGAUACUAUAAAAGCCAAUGAUAGUUUACCUGUACAUUCUAAUAGUACUAAGAAGAAAGAAAUUGAAUCAAGGAAAUAUUCUAAAGAUAAGUAUAAUUACACAACAGUUGAAAUAUCUAAAAAGAAUUCAGGAAAAGAUACGUGUAAUAUGAUUGAAAGUAGCAGUGAUAUAAUUGAUAGAAAUAGUAAUCCAUUUAAGGAGAUUAAUAUAUACCAAACAUCCAAGCAAUAUUUUUCAUCAAAAUUAUCGUCAACAAAACUACAGAAACAUGUUGAUUUAUCUCUGGAAACUAAUGAUGUUCUCAACAUUAAUAAAAAACAAAUCAAGAAUGAUUCUAUACAUAUUUCAACUGACAAAAAACGUUAUAUAAAAAAAUCAAAAAGAGGAGAAAACAUUAACAGUGAUACGCAUGUAAAUGAUAUGUAUAAAAGCACUAGCACAAAUUUGUUAAAUGUUCAGCUCAGUGACGAAAUUAAAAGUACUCAUGAAGAAUCAAAUGCUUUUCAAAUUCUUAUGAGUCAUAAUAAUUUGAAUCAGUGUAGUACACCAAUAAAAGAUUUGACUGAAAAUGAACUAAAUGCUAGAAAACCAGAAGAACACGGAGAACAAUUUAUAUGUUCAACAGAUCGGUUAAUAAAUGAGAAGAGAAAAUCUCUUAAAAGAAAAAUUUCUCAGAUAGAAAAUGAGAAGAUUGAGAAAAUUAUUCAGAAUCCUGUAAAGUUUUUGAAGAAAGAAGAGAAGAAAGAUAAUUCUAUGGAUAUCUCAGUUGUAGGUCAAAAACAGGCAUCAAGUAAUUUACUAAAUUAUUUCAGCAAAACUUCAGUAAAUUUAACAAACACAAAUAUGGCAGAUAUAUCUACAAUCUUAGUAAAAGCUGAUGUACAUAUGUCACAAAACAGUAUUGAACAUGAUUUGCAUAAUGCAGUUUCAAGCAAUGCAAUAUCAUCAAAUAAAAGAAGAAAAACAUCAAGUUUACAAUUUUCGGAAGUAGACAGUAUAAGUGUAGUAGAAUCUGAAAUCAUUGAUAUUCCUAAUAAUGAAAAAAAACAGAAAUAUCAAGAAUUGAAUAAAGGCAGAUGGUCAUUACGAAUUAAAUUUCAAACACGUGAAGAUGAAAAUACUUCACUGGGUGAAAUCAGUGAUGGAGAAUUACUUUCAUCCAAGAGUAAGACUAAAUUAAAUACAGAAAGUUCUAAAAAAUCUAAGAUAAAUAGGGGUUUAUAUUCAGAAAAUUUGCAAAUAAGAGAUAAAAGUAACAAAGAAAUAUCUAAAAGAAUAAAUGAACAUACAAAAUUAAAAUUGAGAAAAUGCGAGCAGCCGGAAAACUUACUGUGUAAUGUCACUAUACAGAAUGAUAAAUGCGAGAGAGGCAAAUUUGAACAUGUUCAUGAAAUAACUAAAUCUGAUAAAUUUAAAUCAACUUUGAAACAAAAUAAGAAUUUUGAUGACUGUAUUAUUGUUGAUGUAAAAGGUAAUAGUGAAACUAAGAGUAACCAAGAAUGCUGUGUAAUUAGUCAUGAAAAUAAUUCGGAGAAAAAAACAACUAGUAAAUUGGCUCCUAUAUUUACGAAACAACGAAAAGCAAAUCAAAAAGAGAUGUCAAUAAAACAGUUACAUGCACAAACAAAUAUAAAUGAUAAUGAUAACAAAAAUAUGAACCAACAAAUAAAUGUUUGCAGUACAUUAUCAUUUCCACUUAUUAGUCAUAUUACACAAUUAAAUAAUUUAGAUUGUAAUGAAAAAGGUAAUAUUAAUUUUUUACAAAAAGUUAGUAAUAAAUUGUAUAUUCCAAAUUUAAAUGUAAAAUAUUAUAAACAAGUUGUCGAUUUUUCUGAGAUAAAGUUGAAAAAAUUAAAAAACAUUAACCAAUCAAAAAUUGAAGAGGCAUUAACAGAUAUUGAAAAAAGUUGUUCAGAUGUAAAGAAAAUGUGGAGCGUUAUUGCACUUACUGUUAAAAGGCACUCUCAUAAAACAGUGUCCCCAAAAACAAAAAGUAGAAAAAAUAAACAAGUGAAAAAGAUAGGAAUGACAGAACAUAUAGAUAAUGAAAAUCAAAUUGAAAAUUUUAGUUGGACUUACAAAUACAGACCAAAAUCUACCCAGGAAGUAGUUGGAAAUGAAAAAGCAGCUAUAAAAUUAAGAGAAUGGUUAGUUGGAUGGAAAUUAACGUUUAUAAACGAAGAUAGUAAUAGUGGAGAUGAAUUUUAUUCAUCUGACAGUAGUUAUUCAAAAAAUAAUAAAAAUAAUCAGGUGGCUGUACUGUUAGGUCCUCAUGGAAGUGGUAAAACUGCAAGUGUAUAUGCAGUAGCAGAAGAAUUUGGCUAUACGGUGUUGGAAUUAAAUGCCUCAUCUAAAAGAACUGGGAAAAAGCUUCUUAAGGAACUAGAGGAAGCAACAAAAUCAUACCAAAUAAAAAAAAAGGAAAGAGUUACUUCUCUUUGCAAUUUAAAUUCAGACAAAAUUAUACCAAAGAAAAUAUCAAAAAAUUCCCUUAUUCUUAUAGAAGAUGUUGAUAUUAUAUUUGAAGAAGAUGAAGGUUUUAUUUCUGCUAUAUGUCAGUUAGCGUCAAAUACGAAACGACCAAUUGUUAUGACGUGUAAAGACGUUUGUCCCCAUUUAAAUAAAUUGGCACCUCAACAAAGUAGAAUUUUUUUUCAAAGUCCUGUUGGCAAUAAAGUUUCUGUUUUGUUAGAAUUAAUUUCAUUAGCGGAAACUGGUUACAGGCUUUCUUCCAGUUGUAUUACAGAAUUAUUGCAAAGUGGUGAUUUACGGAAAGCUAUAUUACAAUUACAAUAUUUGUUAUUAUCUGGCCCACCACAAAUGUCAGAACAGUUCAUAAAUUUCAAGAAUUCAUUUUGGCAGAACAUGCAAUACCACGUAUACAGACCAGCAAUUAAAGUAAGUAAAAAACAAAAAAGAAAAGUAGUCACAGGUAGCGAACCUAGAAAAAAUAAUAAGAUUUCAUUAAAUGAUAUAGCAAAUAAGUUAGAUAAUAUAGCUUUGUUAACAUCUUUAACGAACGUAGAAGAUUCUGCAUUAAAUUUAAGGCAGCUAAAAAUACAGCCCAGUUUGUCCUUAGUUGAAAAUACUGCUUUAUAUUCAAUGAGUAGUAUUAUGUGUUCAGAGAUAGCUGAAUGGAUAGGCAACAAAAUUAUGUACAAAGCUUGUGAAUACGACGAAAGAAAAUGUCAAAGCAAUAUCAUUUUAAGGAAACAAUUAAAUAAAGAAGUAAAUGGAGCAUUAUCACAUAUCACGUCAUCAUUACUCGAUCAUGAAAUUAUAGCUACGGACUAUUUCCCAUCUAUUAGAACAAUGUGUAGAGCAGAAGAAUAUAGAGCUAAUACGAAUUACAAAAGGGGAAAUCGAUAUUUCCAUUAUCUUCAUAAUUUAAAACCAUCUUCAUUGCUUAAGCCGAAUAUUUUAACAGCAGCAUGCAAAAUGUUGUGUGAUAAAACUGACACUGAUAUGUGUAUAAAUAAAAAUAUUAACUUUGCGUAGCGACCAAUUUUUCGAUAGAUACGUUGUAAUGAUAUAUGAUCGGAUAUACACAAAUAUUUUAUAAGAUUUAUACACAGUAUUUCUGGUUUAAUCAUUCAUAAAAAUUGUAUUAAGUCUUUUCUAUCAAAUAAAAUAAUUGGUACAAAAUAUUUUUUCGCAUUUCUAAUAUUUACAGAAAUAAUAGCAUAUAUAUAAUCGAGCCAGAAGUACUGCAUGUGUUUACAAACGAUAAAAAUAUUAGUAUUAUUAAGUUUUAAAUAUCUGGUACCCGUUCUUUUAAACUAAAGUAAAUUGUAGGAUGCCUUUUUAAUUCGAUGCGGUGAAAUAUUUGAUCAAAGGGUUUUACUAAACGAUAUUCUGUACUUACUCUGUACUAUUUACUAUAAGAUACUUUUAUUUUUAUAUAUAUAUAUAUAUACAUUGUAAUAUCAUAUUUACGGUGUAAUAUCACUUUUUAAUGAAUCGAAACUUCAUCAUUAAUGAAUAAUUUGCUUUA